AUGGGAUACCAUCGGAAGUCGCGGCCGACGGGUUUUCCAUUUUAUGCGAGGGUCGGCGGGGCGUGUAUUGGGCCGAGUCCAUUCCCGGUCUUCCGUCGCUAUGGAGGAAACAAUCCAGGCCCCUAUUUCGCGCUGCUCCGUCUGGCCUCGCGUAAAGAGGUGGAAGCGAAAUUGAACGAAGCAAUUACGCGUAACGCGCCCCCUACGCAAUGUUGUAAUCACGCU
This is a messenger RNA of Iphiclides podalirius (scarce swallowtail), 225 nucleotides long. The record is from the annotation of a GenBank genome assembly. NCBI's taxonomy places the organism in Eukaryota, Metazoa, Arthropoda, Insecta, Lepidoptera, Papilionidae.